This is a messenger RNA of Lycium barbarum (goji berry), 879 nucleotides long. RefSeq lists its product as uncharacterized. The transcript is spliced from 4 exons. NCBI's taxonomy places the organism in Eukaryota, Viridiplantae, Streptophyta, Magnoliopsida, Solanales, Solanaceae. Bases 1 to 879 code for a protein of 292 amino acids. The record is from RefSeq and is a predicted model, not a curated record.
AUGGCAAUUGAAACUGAAACUCCCUCUGCGACUGGAACUCCUUCUGUGAACAUUGCACCAGCGGUCACGCCUACAACCCGUGCCGCUGUGCCACCGGCUGAGAAACCUGCGAAGUUCACCGGUGCCAACUUUAAAGGAUGGCAGCAGAGAAUGUUCUUUUGGCUUACCACCCUUGGUAUGCAAAAGUUCACCAGUGAGGACCCUCCUGUGCCUGCCGCCGACAUGCCUGACAAUCAGAAGUUCAUGGUUACUGAGGCUUGGAAACAGGCUGAUUUUUUGUGCAAAGGCUACAUUUUGAGUGCCUUAGAAGAUGAUUUGUACAACGUCUACAGUGCAGUAGAGACCUCCAAAGAAUUAUGGAGUGCACUGGAAAAGAAGUACAAAACUGAAGAUGCUUGCUUGAAGAAGUUUGUGGUUGCCAAAUUCCUAGACUACAAAAUGGUGGAUGGAAAAACUGUUGGAACCCAAAUCGAGGAAGAUAACAAAACCGCUGAUAAGAGGUACCGUAAGAGUUCACCAAUUGAAGGGGCAAGUGUCGUUGAAGAUGCUGCUCCGAAAAGAACAAUAAAAGGAAGAGGCGUUCUGGAAAGGAGAAGCCAUAAAGCUCCCGACUGUCGUGCCCCCAAGAAGGACAAAGAGAAAAACAAGGGUCAGGCAAACAUGGUGGAAGAUGUUGAUGACCUAUGUGCAAUGUUGUCCGAGUGCAACCUGGUUGGCAACCCAAAGGAGUGGUGGCUUGAUUCUGGCGCCACUCAACAUGUGUGUGCCGUUAAGGAAGCAUUUACAACUUACACUCCCACUGGACCUGACGAGGAGCUAUACAUGGGAAAUACUGAAGAACCUAGUUUCAGCCGCACUACUCGUGAAAAAUGGGUUUAA